Messenger RNA from Condylostylus longicornis, 5161 nucleotides. RefSeq names its product hybrid signal transduction histidine kinase K-like. The record is from RefSeq and is a predicted model, not a curated record. The transcript has 6 exons. Bases 3046 to 5106 code for a protein of 686 amino acids. NCBI's taxonomy places the organism in Eukaryota, Metazoa, Arthropoda, Insecta, Diptera, Dolichopodidae. Gene Ontology annotation, molecular function: Notch binding.
UUUAUCACCAUGAGGAAAAAAGUUCAUCAAAUUUCAAAUAAAUGAAAAGCUAUUUGCCAGAUGAGAAAAAUGCAUUUUGUAGUUUCCGCAGAUAAAAAGUUAUCAUUCAUAUGAAUACAAGUAAAUGGCAUCUAUGUGAAAUUAUUCAUCAAGAAUCAAAAAACAUGUCAUUUAUCUAAGAGUUUUAUAUUUUUCUUAUUAUAUGUUUAAAUAAAAGAUAAUUCGUCUACCACUAAAUUGUUAAAAAAAUCAAGUACUUAAAAAAAAAACUGAAAAAAAGCGUUUUAAGCAAACAAGAAAUAAAAAAGAAAAAUAACCUGAAAAGCAAAUAUUUCUAGUACAGUAUUUAAAAUUGAUGAUAUUUUAUUGUUCAACUACCAAAAAUAUUUACGAAAGGUCGGUCGUUAAACAAAAAUCGUCUAUAUUUUAUUCAGGAAUAAAAAUUUUGAAAAAUUCAACAUCAUUGCAUACACCAUUUAAAUAGAAAUUUAAGUGGGGAAUCAGUACUAUAUGCUUACAUUUUUUUUGUGACUAUAGAAAGAAUUUUUAAGUAAAGCGAGUUUAACAUAACUAAAGUUACUAUAUUAAGCAAAUUACAACAAAAAUGAAAGCUAACAAAAUAACAACCUGAAAUGUUUUGAAUUUAAAUAUAAUCCAGCAGUCAGGAAAACCAAAAAAAACAACAAUUUGACAUUAAGCUGAGAAGAAUGUACAAUAUCUAUCGUACAGUCAGAAUGACAACAAUAUAGUCAACUAAAGAAAGGAUAAUUUAAUGCAGUAUAAAAACUAAUCAACCAAAUAUAUAUACAAAAUGCAUUGCAAUUUCUCAUAAACCAACCAAAACAAAAAAAAACGAGUUUAUAUUGUGUUCCAUUCAAAAGGACAGUGAAAUAACAUUUUGAACAAAACAGGAGAGACAUAAAAAAAAAUUCCACUUAAGCACCUUAAAAUAUGUAAAAUAUUUUUCUUUAUGGAGUAGAACCUGAAAAUAUGCAAAAAUAAUUGAGGAUUGUGUUGUUUUUCAUUACAAAGGAAAAAAACAAGAACAAAAAAUUGUUUUGCAUUCGACUAUGCUUGGACACUUUGAAUUCACAAUAUAGAAAGGAUAUAUACCUUUUUUCAAAACCUAUUUUAUUUUGUGCUUUUGUUUAAAAUUACAAUCACUUACAAAGACUACGCCUAAGAAUUUUUUAAUCAGACUUGAAAUAUUAAAAGUUAAAAUUUUAAUGAGUGACUCCCAAAGAGGAAUAAUUUUAAAAUUUGGUAUAUGGACCCAAAAUUAAAUUUUGCAAAUGGUUACAGUACAACAUUCUAAAUAAUUUUCAAGGAUCGUUAAUCAUAAUUGAAAACUAAUCAAAACUGAAUAUUUAAAUAUUACAAAUUUAAAUGCAGGAAAAUUACAAUUUUUGCAAUUUAAAAAAUAAAGAAAAAAUACUUACAUUAUCAUUCAGGUUAAAUUCAAUUCAAUUUUAAAGAACAAUAGAAAAUUAAAACAAAAUCCACAUUAAAACCACUAAAGAAGAACAACAAUUUACUCAAAUAAAAAGGAUACUGCAUUGAAAUAAAAAAUUAAAAAAAAAAGGCAAUUUUCUACAUUUUAUAUCAAAUAUGUGUUGGUGUGUGAAUAUAAAACGUGUGUAGACAUUUGAGGUUAGAACUUUCUUUCUUUUGAUUAUACUUUAGUAUUAUUUUGUAUCUUAUGUGUACAAAUGUGUGUUUACCACAAAAACCACUUUUUCACUACUUUUGUUAAAAUAUUUUGAUAUUUGCUCUAUGAGCCUAGAUAUAUAUGGAAGUUUUGUAGAAAAUAUAUAUAAAAAAAAUUUCUUAUAAUAUGUGAACAAUAUCAGAAUGAUUUCAAAGGAAAUUAAUUCAUGCAUAAAAAUAGUCAAACUUAAAUUUAACACUUAAAAUACGAAUUAAAUACAUUGAUAAUUUUUUUUCUAACAAUCACUGGAGUGAAGCGUUUAUGUUUAUAAGAAAACAAUAUUUAAAAUUAAUUUACAAUUAACAAUUGUUUUUAAUUUGAAAAUAUAAAAGUUUUUAGUGCUAUUUAAAUUAUUUUACGUUGAAAGUUGAAAAAAUAAAAUUAAAUGAAAAACAAAACAUGUGUUCCAUUCCCCAUUUUAGAAAUAUUAGUAAAAAUUACACAAUAAAAAUGAAGUUGUAAAUAUUUAACUGUUAUUUAAGAAAUACAACACAAAAAAAUAAAAGAAAACAAAAUUUUAAAAUUAGAAAUUUCAAAAUAAUUGCAAUAUUCAAGCAGUUAAAUACCAGUAUCCUUUUAAAGGAGGAUAUAAAAAUUAAAAAGGAAAGUUUAAGUUACCUUUUUCCAUAAAAAAAAAAACAAAACAAAAAAAAUCCUAAAACUACCAGAAAAAAAAAACAAACGGACCUUAGAUAAAUUUUUAUCAUUUGAGGAGAAAUUAAUUUAACCGGAAAUUAACCGAUUUUAACUUUCUCCUUAAUACUUUCCCAAAAAUAAUAUAUAACAAAAACAACUACACAAAUAGAGGAAGAAAAAAAUGGGAAAAAAGAUAAACAAAAUUAGUAUCCUGCUGGUUAUUUUAAAAUAUAAUCGAAAAUUAUUUUUACCUCAACAUCAAAAAUCACCAGUUUGCAACAGUAUAGUAAUAAAAAAAAUUGUUGAUAACGCUGUUUAGUAUUAAAAACAAAGACCGAAAAAUAAAGCAAGAAAUUAUUUUACAAAUGUUACACAAAAUCCAGGGAAAAUAACUUUUGCUUUUAUGAAGAAAAAUGAGAUAAUAUACCCUGUUUUUUUUUUUGACCAAAAGAAAACUUUCGAAAAACAAAAAGAAUUUGUAUCAAACAGAAAAAGGCAAAGCAAAAAAAAUAAAGGACAUAUCAUCACAUUAAAAAAAAGUUUACCGAAAAAUUAAGCUGGUGGAAAAUCAACAACAAGAAGAAAGAACAAUAAAAGCAACCUUUACAACAAAAACAAAAAAAAGAAACUCCAUUAUAAAAUUAAUUUAUUUUUUUUUAUUUUUUUUUCUACUUUUCCUUAAAAAAAAUAUCCUGCAGUCGAUGUCGACUUUUUUACGUCACGUCCUUUUUAUGCUGGUUCUAUUCACGGCCAAAAGCCUCGAUAAAAUCUCUGUGAACCCAGAUAGAAUUUCUUCACUUAAUAAUAACGGUUUAAACAGCAAUAAAAAUCAUAAUAAUAUCUAUGACAAUAAUAAUAAAAAUAAUAAUGAAAAUAUUAUAAGUUCUCCCACAUUAAAUAAAAAAUUACAUAAUCAUGAUCAAAUAUUACAUUUGGAUCAUGAUAAAUAUAUUAAUAGAAUAACUCCAACGACUAGAAUACAUUAUCAGCAACAACGUCAAAAAAAUAAUAAUUUAAAAUUUUAUUCAAAUAAUGAAGCAGCCUAUCUAUUACCGUUACAUCCAUCAAUGCAACAACAAUUAUUAUUACAACAAGAGUUUGAACAACAAAAAAAAUAUCAAGAUAGUUUACAAAGUAAUGGAUUUACAACACCAUUUCAAUCAUUGACAUCUACAAUUAUUGAUGAUGAUAAUAAUAAUAUUUUGAAACAAAAAUUCAUUAAACCAAAACAAUUUAAUCAACAGCAACAGCAGCCACAAAAGCAACAAAAACAGUCACAUCAUCUGCAACAACAACGAGAAUUACAACGUCAACCGCAAGAAUACCAACAACAUCAAUUACCAUCAGAACACCAGCAAUAUCAUCAAUACCAACAACAACAGCAACAACAUAAUCAUGGUCGUUAUAGCCCACAAUAUUCUCAAAAAUAUACUUAUUCACAAAUAAAUCACGGUUUUAAUAACAUUCAUAACAAAAUAUCACAACAUUUACCACAACCACAAGCUCAAAGGCAAGCCACUAAAAUUGAAUAUUAUAAUACCGGUGGCAGCAGUAAUUCAAAUUCUGGUGGCAUUAAUAAUGAAAAUAAUAAAUAUUAUUAUCAUAAUAAUUUCCAUAUACCAGAUUCAAGUAUAAUUGAUAUUGAUAAUGCUGGCGCCGGUGGUAUUAGUAGCUUAACUAAUUUGCCAAAAAUUCCACCAUUUCCAGCCAUAUCUGCAUUUAAUUUCUUUGGUGGCAAUAAAGGUGGUGGUAGCGGUAGCUCUAGCAGUGGUGGCGGUUUAGCCGAUACACAUAAAAGUUGUGGUGGUAUUUUAAAUGCACGUCACGGUAUCGUACAAACACCAAAUUUCCCUAAUAAAUUUGAAACACCAAUAGUUUGUGUUUGGAUUAUUGAUGCAUCAGAAUUUGCAACAACAGCAACAAAUAUUUCAAUUGUUGUUUAUUUGAAUCAAUUGUACGUGUUAGGUGGGCUAAAAUUUACUGAAUAUAUGUAUUAUAGUGAAGAUUACAAGGUACCAAGUCAUAGAAUAUUUGAGUUAACAGAAGAUGAUGUAACGCAAGUAACAUGGAUACAAUUUCAAAGUCAAUAUUUAGAAAUUCGUUUCGAGAUGAGAUCAUUAGAUGGUACUCAUUUAAGAGCUUUAAAUAGAUUCUUAGAUGUUUAUGGUUUUAAUAUAACGUAUGAAGUGGAUCAAGUUAAAUCAUAUCAGUGCAAUGCAUUAAAAUGUCAUUUUCUGGGACAAUGUUAUGCAAGUGAUGAUUUUAGUUCAUAUUAUUGCUCGUGCUUUAAAGGAUUCAAAGGAAGCGAUUGCAGUAGAGGACCACUUUGUGAACAAAACUAUUGCGAAAAUGGUGGAACUUGCAAACAAAUUGGUGAUGUAGCAGUUAAGUGUAUAUGUCCAAAAGGAUUUAAAGGGAAUAAAUGUGAAGUUGCCGAAAUUACAGAAGUCUCUACAAGUUGCAAUUUGAAUAAGUCAGCCCAAUGUCAUCAUUUGUGUUUACAAAAUGAUGCUGUUAGAGCAAUGAAUAAUGGUUGUAAAUGUAAUAUAACGAAGAUGACGUCACCAAAUACAAAUGAAAAGCAUACAAAUCGGACUGGCAAAACUCGUUUCGAAGUGACAAUUCGUUUGGGAACAAAUUUAACUGCCCUAUUUCGUUCUGUUGAAAAUGCUGAUAAAAAAUCUGGUGAACAUCAUCUACCUACAUUACUUGAAAAAUUGGUAAGUUUUCAUCAUACCGCAUUCAUGGGCUAUAUCUUUUAAGUAAGUAGAGUUUCUUAAAUUUUAAUGUAGAAAAUAAUAAAAACAUAAUAUUUUC